CGCCGAGACCACCGCAACAGACAGCCUAGAUCUAAAAGAGUCAUUGCUUAAAGACAAACAAACACCAGUUUGACCAGUUCAGAGACUCUACAGGUGAUAAUGGCCUCAGAUGCUCUGCAGGAGCUGAGACAGCUGUGCCUUAAGAGGGGCGCCGCAGGAAUCAAGGGACUUGGAAGGACGUUUCGCAUUAUGGAUGAUGAUGGAAGUAAAUCUCUGGAUUUCCAGGAGUUUGAGAAAGGGCUGGAAAACUACGGAGUGUCUGUGGGGAGAGAGAAAGCCAAGGAGAUCUUUGCUAUGAUGGAUAAGGACGGUAGCGGUUCGAUCAACUUUGGUGAAUUUCUCGAGAAUUUAAGGCCGCCCAUGUCAGACGCUCGGAAGCAGGUGAUCAGUCAGGCUUUUCAGAAGCUGGAUAAGACAGGAGACGGAGUUGUGACCGUACAGGAUCUACAGGGUGUUUAUAACAGCAAACAUCACCCCAAAUACAAGAGCGGCGAGUGGACGGAGGAACAAGUUUUCCGCUCCUUCCUAGACAGCUUUGAUUCACCGUACGAGAAAGAUGGCAAGGUCACGCUGGAAGAGUUUAUUAACUACUACAGUGGAGUCAGCGCCUCUAUCGACAUCGACGAGUAUUUCAUCACCAUGAUGAAGAAUGCGUGGAAACUCUAGACAUCCCUCCAGAAGUCUUCAAGACAUCUGUGUUUCUCUAUCCUGCUCAAUGUUAAAGAUGACGUUUCAUCAUCUUACAGGUGCUGGAGUCCUCCAGGAGCCACAUUGAGAAAAAAAUGCCGUUCCCCAAGCUUUUGGAAAUCAGAUUUAUACAAUGCAUUAGAUUUGCUAUUACACACCGAGAUGUUGCUGAUUGUAGAAUAAUUCCUUGUGCAAAUGAUUGUGUCUGUUAUCAUUAAACAUUUGAUU
Messenger RNA from Triplophysa rosa, 915 nucleotides. RefSeq names its product calcyphosine-like a (gene capsla). NCBI's taxonomy places the organism in Eukaryota, Metazoa, Chordata, Actinopteri, Cypriniformes, Nemacheilidae. The coding region runs from base 100 to 666 and encodes 188 amino acids. The record is from RefSeq and is a predicted model, not a curated record. Gene Ontology annotation, molecular function: calcium ion binding. The transcript is spliced from 5 exons.